AUGAAGCGUUCGCAUGAUGAUUCGGAUGUUUCUUCUCUCUCAGAAGAUGAUGAUUACGUUCCAUACGUUCCCAUAAAAGAGCGAAAAAAGCAACAGCUGUAUGCUGUGCGACAAGCUUUGGGAAAUCUCGCCUAUUCUGAGGCCACAGAAUCGGAUCAUGAAGAUGAAAAGGCAUCAAAAUGCGGUAAAACUUCCUACGAAAGUUCUGAAACAGCCGACGGUUCGGGUCUGCCACCAUCCAACCCUGAACAGAAAAGUGCUGACUUAGACCUUCAAGAAAACGUUGGACCUAAAGCCAAAGGCAGUCUCUUCGAUACUAUGUGGGAAUUAAAGAGACAAGCAGAAGAAAAGAGAGAGACAGAACGGGACAAGAAACUGAAAGAAGAAGCAUUAAUUUUGAAUAGUGUUACGGAGAAGACUGCUUUGAAGGGUGUUGGUGAAAUUGCUAUGGGUAUUCACUACGAUAAGCCAAUCCAAACAGGAUGGAGACCAGCACCGUGGAUAGAGAAUAUGGAUGAGGAAAAGCGGGAAGCAAUACGUCGUCGUUAUCGCAUUUUAGUGGAGGGUGACAACGUACCCCCACCAAUUCGUUCCUUUGCUGAGAUGUGUCUUCCUCGAAUUGUUGUUGAAGAGUUGGCUGCACGUGGAAUAGUGAAACCGACACCCAUUCAAAUGCAAGGUUUGCCAGCAGUUCUCUCAGGUCGAGAUAUGAUUGGAAUCGCUUUCACUGGUUCUGGGAAAACAAUGGUAUUUGCCCUACCCAUCCUUAUGUUCGCUCUCGAUCAAGAGUCUAAAAUACCAUUCUUGCCCAGUGAAGGACCCUACGGCCUAAUUCUUGGACCUUCCCGUGAGUUGGCUCGUCAAACACAAGAGGUUAUAACCCAAUUAGCCUCAAAAAUGGCUAAAGCCGGCUAUCCAGAAGUUCGUGUCGGUCUGUGCAUUGGUGGUAUGGCCGUCAAAGAUCAAGUGGAGACAUUCAGACGUUCUGGCAUUCAUAUUCUCGUUGCCACACCCGGCAGACUCAUUGAUUUACUAGAAAAGAAGUUUUUAAACCUGGAGAUCUGCCGUUAUCUCGUUCUAGAUGAGGCGGACAGAAUGAUCGAUAUGGGCUUUGAGGAAGAAGUUCGUACUAUCUUCUCAUAUUUCAAGGGUCAACGUCAAACACUUCUUUUCUCAGCCACCAUGCCGAAGAAGAUCCAGAAUUUUGCCAAAUCGGCAUUGGUGAAACCCGUCACAGUGAAUGUUGGUCGAGCCGGUGCUGCUAGCUUGAAUGUCGCGCAAGAAGUUACCUACGUCAAACUCGAGGCAAAGAUACCUGAGCUUCUGGAAACACUGCAGAAGACCUCUCCACCGGUAAUCAUAUUCGCCGAACGCAAGCAAGACGUGGAUGCAAUUCACGAAUAUCUUCUUUUGAAGGGUGUCGAUGCUGUUUCAAUCCAUGGAGGCAAGGAUCAGGAGGAACGAGUCGCUGCUGUGAAGGCUUUCCGCGAUCGACAACGGGAUGUUCUUGUCGCUACUGAUGUCGCUAGCAAGGGUUUGGACUUUCCAGAGAUCAUGCAUGUCAUCAACUAUGAUAUGCCCGAGGAUAUCGAGAACUAUGGUAAUUUGAUCUUGUAA
Rodentolepis nana is the source of this 1617-nucleotide messenger RNA. The record is from the annotation of a GenBank genome assembly. NCBI's taxonomy places the organism in Eukaryota, Metazoa, Platyhelminthes, Cestoda, Cyclophyllidea, Hymenolepididae.